Enhydra lutris kenyoni (northern sea otter) is the source of this 8306-nucleotide messenger RNA. RefSeq names its product signal peptide, CUB domain and EGF like domain containing 1. NCBI's taxonomy places the organism in Eukaryota, Metazoa, Chordata, Mammalia, Carnivora, Mustelidae. Gene Ontology annotation, molecular function: calcium ion binding. Gene Ontology annotation, biological process: signal transduction. The transcript is spliced from 23 exons. Bases 1 to 3057 code for a protein of 1018 amino acids. Gene Ontology annotation, cellular component: cell surface. The record is from RefSeq and is a predicted model, not a curated record.
AUGGGCGCCGCGGCCGUGCGCUGGCACUUGUGCGUGCUGCUCGUCCUGGGCGCGCGCGGGCGCCUGGCGGGGGGCAGCGGGCUCCCAGGGCCAGUCGACGUGGACGAGUGCUCGGAGGGCACAGAUGACUGCCACAUCGAUGCCAUCUGCCAGAACACACCCAAGUCCUACAAAUGUCUCUGCAAGCCGGGCUACAAAGGGGAAGGCAGGCAGUGUGAAGACAUCGACGAGUGUGAGAAUGACUACUACAACGGGGGCUGCGUGCACGAGUGCAUCAACAUCCCAGGGAACUACAGGUGCACCUGCUUCGACGGCUUCAUGCUGGCCCAUGAUGGACACAACUGCCUGGAUGUGGACGAGUGUCAGGACAACAACGGCGGCUGCCAGCAGAUCUGCGUCAACGCCAUGGGUAGCUACGAGUGUCAGUGCCACAGUGGCUUUUUCCUCAGCGACAACCAGCAUACCUGCAUCCACCGCUCCAACGAGGGUAUGAACUGCAUGAACAAAGACCACGGCUGUGCCCACAUCUGCCGGGAGACGCCCAAAGGUGGGGUGGCCUGUGACUGCAGGCCCGGCUUUGACCUUGCCCAAAACCAGAAGGACUGCACACUAACCUGUAACUACGGGAACGGAGGCUGCCAGCACAGCUGCGAGGACACAGACACGGGCCCCAUGUGUGGCUGCCACCAGAAGUACGCCCUCCACUCAGACGGGCGGACGUGCAUUGAGAAGGAUGAGGCUGCAAUUGAGCGCUCUCAGUUCAAUGCCACGUCAGUAGCUGAUGUGGACAAGCGGGUGAAACGGCGGCUCCUCAUGGAGACGUGUGCGGUAAACAAUGGAGGCUGUGACCGGACCUGCAGGGACACGGCCACUGGCGUGAGGUGCAGCUGCCCCGUGGGAUUCACGCUGCAGCCCGACGGGAAGACGUGCAAAGACAUCAACGAGUGCCUGGCCAACAACGGGGGCUGUGACCACUUCUGCCGCAACACUGUGGGCAGCUUCGAGUGCGGCUGUCGGAAGGGCUACAAGCUGCUGACCGACGAGCGGACGUGCCAAGACAUCGAUGAGUGCUCCUUCGAGCGGACCUGCGACCACAUCUGCAUCAACUCCCCGGGCAGCUUCCAGUGCCUGUGUCACCGCGGCUACACGCUCUAUGGGACGACCCACUGCGGAGAUGUGGACGAGUGCAGUAUGAACAACGGGAGCUGUGACCAGGGCUGCGUCAACACCAAGGGCAGCUACGAAUGCAUCUGCCCCCCGGGGAGGCGGCUCCACUGGAACCGGAAGGACUGUGUGGAGACGGGCAAAUGCCUUUCUCGCGCCAAAGCCUCCCCCUGGCCCCAGCUGUCCUGCAGCAAGGUGGGUGGUGUGGAGAGCUGCUCCCUUUCCUGCCCAGCCCACUCACUCUUCAUGCCAGACUCGGAGAACAGCUACAGCCUGAGCUGCGGCGUCCCGGGUGUCCAGGGCAAGACGCCGCCAAAGCGCAACGACACCAGCUCCGGCAUGGGGCACAGUUGCUCAGGUAGCCCCGCCUGUCCGCGCCGGCAGAAGGCCCGCUUCAAGAUCCGAGACGCCAAGUGCCACCUCCGACCCCACAGCAGGGAGCCAGCAAAGGAGGCCCUGAGGCAGUUGCUGCUGGAAAACUGCCACCUGACCUUUGUGACCCUCAAAUGUGACUCCUCUAAGAAGAGGCGCCGUGGCAAAAAGUCCCCAUCCAAGGAGGUGACCCACAUCACAGCGGAGUUCGAGGUGGAGACGAAGAUGGAAGAGGCGUCAGACACCUGCGAGGCGGACUGCAUGCGGAAGCGAGCCGAGCAGAGCCUGCAGGCCGCCAUCAAGACUCUGCGGAAGUCCAUCAGCCGGCAGCACUUCUCCGUCCAGGUCGCAGGCACAGAGUACGCGAUGGCCCAGUGGCCGGCCAAGGCCCUGGAGGGCCAGGGGGCGUGCGGCACAGGCCAGGUGUUACAGGACGGGAAAUGCGUGGCCUGCGCACCUGGCACCUAUUUCAGCGGAGAGCCUGGCCAAUGUGUGCCAUGCGCACCGGGGUCCUACCAGGACAGGGAUGGCCAACUCAGCUGCAUGCCAUGCCCCAGCAGCGAUGGGCUCGGCCUGGCUGGUGCCCGCAACGUUUCCGAGUGUGGAGGCCAGUGCUCCCCAGGCUUCUUCUCCCCGGAUGGCUUCCAGCCCUGCCAGCCCUGCCCGGUGGGCACGUACCAGCCUGAGCCCGGGCGCACGGGCUGCUUCCCCUGCGGAGGGGGGUUGCUCACCAAGCACGAGGGCGCAGUCUCCUUCCAAGACUGCGAGGCCAAAGUGCACUGCUCCCCGGGCCACCACUACAACACCACCACCCACCGGUGCAUCCGCUGCCCCGUGGGCACCUACCAGCCCGAGUUUGGCCAGAACCACUGCAUCACCUGCCCGGGCAACACCAGCACGGACUUUGAUGGCUCCACCAACGUCACACACUGCAAAAACCAGCACUGUGGCGGCGAGCUCGGCGACUACACAGGCUACAUCGAGUCCCCCAACUACCCCGGCGACUACCCGGCCAACGCCGAGUGCGUGUGGCACAUCUCGCCGCCCCCCAAGCGCAGGAUCCUCAUCGUGGUCCCUGAGAUCUUCCUACCCGUUGAGGACGAGUGCGGCGACGUCCUGGUCAUGAGGAAGAGCGCAUCACCCGCGUCUAUCACCACCUAUGAGACCUGCCAGACCUAUGAGAGGCCCAUCGCCUUCACCUCCCGCUCCCGGAAGCUCUGGAUCCAGUUCAAAUCCAAUGAAGGCAACAGCGGCAAAGGAUUCCAAGUGCCCUAUGUCACCUAUGACGAGGACUACCAGCAGUUGAUAGAGGAUAUCGUUCGCGAUGGACGGCUCUACGCCUCGGAGAAUCACCAGGAAAUUUUAAAAGACAAGAAACUCAUCAAGGCCCUCUUCGAUGUGUUGGCGCACCCCCAGAACUACUUCAAAUACACAGCCCAGGAGUCCAAGGAGAUGUUCCCGCGGUCCUUUAUCAAGCUGCUGCGCUCCAAAGUCUCCCGGUUCCUGCGGCCCUACAAAUAAUGCCGCCAGCUGCCCUGCUCGGGGAUGGCCGGGUAUCCCGAUGGGGAGGGGAGUGCGCCUUCCCUCCACAGGAGAGGCUAGAAGGCGGCUCUGCGGGCCUCCACGCUGCCCUGGGAAGUCACCACAGCGUCUGCCCUUCGGAAACACGGACCAGCCUGUGGGGGUGAGACCACAUCCAGGCGGAGACCCUGGGCCGCUGCGCUCCUCAGGUCGCCCGGCUGGGAAAACACUGCUUUUGGCGGGCGGCUUUGCUCCCUCCCUCCCUCGGCCUGUUCCGUCCCCGGAGGGGGGGCACCCUCCCUGAGCGGCACUAGCGGACCCACCUGGGCCGGGACACUCUGUGCCGCCGCGCAGCCAGCUCCUGGGCAAGCUGCACGUUUGGGGGUCACAUGUGGCCUUGCCUGGCGCCUCAGGAGAGAGGGGGACGCAACUGCCUCUGUCUGCAGGCAGGCUCUGGGAGGCAUCAUCUGCGACAGGAAGCCAGGCUGUGGGAGGAGGGGUGUGGGAGGGCGUCUGGGGAGCUUGGAUGAGCCAGUGUCUGCACCGGCAAAGGCACCCACCCCUGUCCUCCAGCCGUGGGUCCAGGACGCAGGCGCCACGUGGCAGAGCUCUAAGGAUUCUGUGAUUGGACAGAGAAGAGCUGCUAGCGGAGGAAACUGUAGAUUUGUGCUUUUCCUUGAUAGAGCAUCUAAUUAAGUACUAUAUAUAUAUAUAAAUAUAAAUAUAAUAUACUUCUAUCUGUGGGUACUUUAGGAAAAUCCUCUUCAGUAACUGUAAAUGCGAACUGCAGCCCCACGCCUUCCCUCCCGAGCUGCCCCCAGCCUCCCUGGGUUGAAGCCUCUCCAGGUGCUUGCCACCUGGUUCUGUGAGGCUGGAGAGCGCGCGCUGGUUCUGGACACGCUCUGGAACGCACGUUCUUUGGGAACUGGGCCCUGAUGCUUUGCUGGAGUGUUGCCCUCUGACGGAAUGUUGUAGAAGGCCAUUUCCCCUUGGGCCCUUUCCUAUGGGUACCGAGGCCCAGCAGGAAAUCUCGAAAGGGACCUGUGCUGGCCCUGAGGCCAUGACCUUGGGGUCUGUGCCAUGGCCUCGUGCCACAGGGAAACAAGGCUGUCUCCACGUGAGCACAGGCUGUGCCACCGCAAGAGACCUCAGAGGGCAGCAGCCCACCCCUUUAUCUUACCAGUGAGGAGAACGAGCGACGGAGGGCAGGCAGCCAGUGUUGGAGGCCUGGCCCCAGGAGCGCUGUCUGCUUUCUGCUGUGCCACGCUGGGGUUCCUCUGAGAGUCUGUCUUUAAAGAAGAGAAGGCCAGAGGCUGACCCCGUCGCAUGGUGUCCCCCUCGGCCAGGAAGCCAGCACCGGGACACAGCCAGAAACGUCCCUGCCACUCUGAGUCCUCGCCUGCUGACCGACUGCUGGCGGCCGCCUGUGAGCCACGCGUGGGAAGCAGUCUGUAUCUUUAGGGUAACAAAUGUUCACAGUUGCAAAACACAUGGGACAAUCUUAAAAUGAAUCCCAGUCACCUGUCCCAGGUGCCUCUAGGCUGUCUCCUCCUCCUGCCUCCACACCCGUGCUGAGCAAUGGGCUCGGUUUGAGACCCAUCCAUGGCACGCCACUGAUGGUGAAGCUUGGGUCCAGGUGACCAGGGUCUGGGGGUCGAUGACAAGGCAGGCCGUGGCGAUGUCACAAUACAAAACAGGGCUGGGGGCUCAAAUCGUUCCUUGCUACCACCCACGUCAGCAACAGCGAGUCCCCAGUUUAAUGAACGCUGCCACCAGCGCCUUCUCUGCCAAAAUCCAACUCAGGUCUGGAAGGGGCCUGGUGGGCAGGUCAGUGUGAGCCCUGAGCUCUGUCCCGGCCCACACCACCCUCCCUGGUCACAGGCCUUGAAGGCCAGCCUCAGUCUCCAGAAAGACCCCUGUCUUCCCUCCGAGUCCUUGCUUAUCCCCAGGAAUUACGUGAGUGUCCUCCAGAACAGGCUUCCAAUAACAACCACCCAGGAGAAGGGUUUUUUAUAAUGUUCUCAAAACAUAGAGGACCAGAAGAGCUCUAACCUUUCUUGAACACUUCGUGCCGCCCCUCUGGGUGGUUUCGGACCGUCGCCACCCACAAACCCCACUAACCCACCGGCCCUUCCAGUGGGAGCCCCCCCAUGAUCCAUGGCUCUCCCCGCCACUGUGGUCAGACCUGCCCGGUAUUCCCCCAGCAGAGCAGAACAGAUGUGGGACCCUUUGCCCUCACAAGUACCAGGGAGCCAGCGACCCCAACUUGCCGGCUGCCAACACAUUCCCAUCAGGGGCACUCAAAGGCCAGGAGUGGGGUAUGUCCUUAAUGUCAGCCCUCAUCCCCACCCUGGGGAACCUGAGGGUCCCACCUGUUAAACCGGAUCUGUCCCCGGUCAUCGGAGCCUGGUGGCUUGGGGGGAGAGCUCCCUGGGCAACAAAGCACGUUUGUCCAUGUUCCCGUGUUGCAGAAGCUGGUGGCAGGUUGGCACCGGUGGAGCAGGUGGAGGUAGAAAGGACGGGCCCCAGAGAGGACAGGUCCCCACAGUGAGUCCCGGGGAAGAACAGGACAGGACGAGGGUGCGGGAGGCCUGUGCUGCCCGAGGGAGGGGCUGACCAGAAGGAGCAUGGCCUGCUCCUGGAUGGGAUGUUGGCCUCAAGCAGCCGCAGGCCCAGCCCAGCCACCACCGCCCCUCGCGUUACACGGACCCUCCGCGGCGGGCCAGUCGAUCACUCCAAGGCAAAGAGCCAAGGAUCAAGCUUCUGGAAGCAAAAUCUUGCCCAGCUGGCCGGGACUGAAAGCUGCCAAGCCUGGAAGUCCUGAGGAGCUCAGCUCUGCGUCUCGUGGGGCAGCCGGGGAGGCUCUCCAAGGGUGGCGGUGGAAGACCGAGGUGCCCCUGCACCGUGUGCCGGGUGGCGGCGGGACCAGGAGUGGCGGACCCGGAAGAAGCCCUUCAGCCCCGCACCCCUGGCGUCUCCUGGCUCUCUGCUUCCAUGGACACGUGCCAAGGAAAAGAAGAGAACUGGCCUCAAGGUCCAGUGGCCAGCUGGGCCCUCAGCGAGGGAACACUGGGGUCACCUCAUCUGCCUCUCCGAAUGAGGCUGCUUUUCCCCGGCGCUGCGCUUGCCUGAGCCUGCAGCUGUGGCAGUGUGCCGGCCGCUCUCCCACCCCGGGCUCUCCACUUAGUCUCAGACUCUGUGCCCCUCGCCCCGACAGGUGGCCUUGGCCAGUGGUGGUGACCGUGCUCUGCCCAGCUCUGGCUCCCCAGGGGCAGUCCUUGCCAGCCCGUCCUGGCAGACAGAAUGGUGACAGACUCAAGGAGGCCGUGGGGCCCAAGGUGGCAGCCUCAGACAGCUUUCCCUCCUGCCAUCCGUUGGUUUGGGACAGGCAGAUGAAAGAGGACUGUAACCUGGGCCAAAAAGUCACCAGAGAGCAAUGGCCCCAAGAGGCCGCUUCUGAGAGCCCAAAGACAGAUCUUCUUUCCUUCAAUCUCUUAAAACCUGUGUUUCCUACCUGAACCCCCAUUCCCCUGGGGACACGGCCAAGAUCACCCAUUUUCCACGACAAGAGGCCCCAGCCUGCUGGACCUAAAGUGGGCACCUAAGUGACAUUUGGGGGAUGGGAUAAUUAGUUGAACACCUCCAUCCACCACACUCAGGAGGAAAAUAAAAUACUGAGCUAAGUUAGGUCACUAAGCAAACAUUUGCUGAGCGCUUACCGUGUGCCAGGCUCCUAGAAAGGAGAGAGGCCACAGCCAUGGGGCUGGCAGAAUCCUCUGGAAAGUUCCUCUUGGUCCCCGAGAUAAAGAUGAUUGAGGCUGGCCCUGGACAGAGCCCAGUGCUCCUGUCCCAGUACCCUGGGUCAGGACGGCGAGUGUGGACAGAGGGCAGACGGAGCAGGGCUCACCAAAGGAGUCCCAAGGUCCAUCUCCCAAGGGAGGAGCUGCUGCCCGCCCAGCCUCAGGAUGUGGCCGCCGUCCUCCACCAGCAGAGACAGAGGCAGAGAAGAGCUCAGCCAGCUUGCCCAGGACAGCGGCCUCUACCCCCCCCCACACACACACAACAGGCCCCUCUCUUCACCACGGAUCCACAUGGGGGCCGCUCAGCCCUUCUGAACCGGGUGACAGCACCAAGCCAACUUCAUUCUGGCCAAAGGCAGAAGGACCGACGUUUGAGAGACAUUCCCAGUCCACACGUCAGAGCAGAGAGCUCGUAUUCUCCCAGAUGGCUGCCCCUGGAGGCGCGGUUCUGAGCACCUGCUGUAUGCCGGACGCAGGUGCGGCAAGGAGGAGCUGCAGUGGGCAGCGUCCAGGCUGCCUGGCGGCUUGGCAAGGGCGGUGGGAGGGGGCAGGCCAGCCCCAGGCCCAGAGGCUGCAGGCAUGGCCACGCCUUCCCUCCCAGCACCCUGCACAGGCAGCCCCCAAAAAGCAGGACCCUCUGUUUCUCUGAGGACCCCCAGCCACCGGAUGGACCCUCUGAAACUGGGCCCCUCGAGUCUCAGCAGGAAGCAGUGAAAGCCUGAGUCCCCCAGUCACCAGGAUGCGGGGGACCAUCCUCAGGGCCCUGGGGGUGCGUGGGACCUGACGUUCCUCGGACGUGGACGGGGAGACUCUAGGAGGCCCGGUAACGUGCCCCAGGCGAGGAAGAGCUAGUAGUUGGUGGAACUGAGACUCAAACCCAAGCCCAUCGAAACCCAAGGUAGGAGAUGUCUGUCUGUGAGAUAUCAAUGGACCAAAUUGUAUGGAUUAGGAAACGCGCUGGGGAGUUCCGGGGCAGGGAUGUGGCAGGUAGAGAGGAGGGAGGCGGAGGAGGCGUGGACAUAGGACCUCCCCUCCCUGUGAAACAAGCACUAGAAACUCAGAGGAAGCCCGGCUUCUGCCUUCUCCGCUGCAUGGACGGGAUGGAUGUGUCCUUUGAGACUCUGGCCCACAGGGCAAGGUAAGCCGCAGCCCGGCGCUACCCCCCUGCGCAUCCCCGGACAGAUGCUGCCUGUCCGCCGUCGGCCCCUCCUCCCAGCUCGGGCGCACAAAUGUGAGACAAUGUGCGUGUCCCUCAGCAGACCAUGGACUGAAAAGUAGGGGCAAAAAGAAAGCUCGCUGAUGCCCAGGACUUUGUUUCCCUGUUCAGAGGCUACGGAGAUCCCCAGGAAAGGUCUAGCCCGCUGAGAUUAGAACCUUGAACAGCCUGGGCAGACCCAGCCCAUACCGCUCUUGAAAUGGGGUAUCUGAACACCACUGGGGGGCCUGGGG